AUGCUGAGGCAGUGGUCGGUGCAGGCCCCAGGGGAGCCAGAACCUGAGCCGGCGGGCGAGGAGCUGUGGGAGCAGGAGAUGGAGCGGCUGUGCUCCUCCCAGGAACCUCUGCGGGUGCUGCCCUACGCCAUGGUGGACAAGCGCUUCAUCCGGCAGCUGCGGGAGCCCGAGGGGGUGAAGACCUCAUGCUGGCAACAGUGGCGUCACAGGCAGCAGACUGCAGGACGGCGCCUGGGGGAGGCAGCACGGCGGCUGGCCCGGGGCUGUGGGCUCUGGGAGGGGGCUCUCUACGAGAUCGGGGGCCUCUUUGGCACCGGAAUCCAGUCCUACUUCAUCUUUCUUCGCUUCCUGCUGCUGCUUAACCUGCUGACCCUACUUCUGACCACCAGCUUCGUCCUGCUGCCCCUGACCUGGCUCCGCCCCCCUGACAGAGGACCUGCUCUGAACUUCACCCUCCAGUGUCCUGGUGGCCACCAACCCCAGACUGGUGUUCCCAAGUUCAACAAUCUACUCUGGAAUGUUUUAACCGGCAGGGCCCUCAACAACACCUAUCUCUUCUACGGCGCGUACCGAGCGGGGCCUGAGAGCAGCUCAAUGUACAGCAUCCGCCUGGCCUACUUCCUGAGCCCACUGGCCUGCCUCCUCCUCUGCUUCUGUGAGAUUCUACGGCGGAUGGUGAAGGGGCUGCCUCAGAAGAUGUUCCUGGGCCAGGACUACAGGUCACCUCUCAGCGCCAAGGUCUUCUCUUCCUGGGACUUCUGCAUCCAGGGGCAGGAGGCAGCCAACAUCAAGAAGCAUGAGAUCAGCAACGAGUUCAAGGUGGAACUGGAGGAGGGGCGUCACUUGCUGAUGGUGCAGCAUCAGACCCGGGCUCAGAGGGCCUGUCACCUGCUCACCUACCUGCGGGUCAACAUCCUCAUCGGGCUCCUGGUGGCUGGGGCCAUCAGUGCUAUCUUCUGGGCCACCAAGUACUCGCAGGACAACAAGGAGGAGUCCCUGUUUCUGCUGCUCCAGUACCUGCCCCCUGGGGUCAUCGCCCUGGUCAACUUUCUGGGUCCCCUGCUGUUUGUUUUCCUGGUCCAGCUGGAAAACUACCCUCCCAACACUGAGGUCAACCUCACCCUUAUCUGGUGUGUGGUGCUGAAGCUGGCCAGCCUGGGAAUGUUCUCCUUCUCGCUGGGCCAGACUGUGCUGUGCAUCGGCAGAAACAAGACCAGCUGUGAGUCCUACGGCUACAACGCAUGUGACUACCAGUGCUGGGAGAACUCGGUGGGGGAGGAGCUGUACAAACUCAGCAUCUUCAACUUCCUCCUCAUGGUGGCCUUCACCUUCCUUGUCAGCCUGCCUAGGAGGCUGCUGGUGGAUCGGUUCUCGGGCCGGUUCUGGGCCUGGCUGGACCGGGAGGAGUUCCUACUGCCCAAGAACGUGCUGGACAUCGUGGAGGGACAGACGGUCACCUGGAUGGGCCUCUUCUACUGCCCCCUGCUGCCCCUGCUCAACAGCAUCUUCAUCUUCCUCACCUUCUACAUCAAGAAGUACACCCUGCUGAGGAACUCCAGGGCGUCCCCUCGGCCAUUCCGCGCCUCCAGCUCCAUCUUCUUCUUCCAGCUGGUGCUCAUCCUGGGCCUGCUCCUGGCCGCUGGGCCCCUGGGCUAUGUGGUCAGCAGCAUCCGUUCCUCCUGGGACUGUGGCCUCUUCACCAACUACUCAGCCCCCUGGCAGGUGGUCCCAGAGCUGGUGGCCCUCCGGCUUCCACCCGCUAGCCAGCGCAUCCUCCACUACCUGGGCUCCCACGCCUUCAGCUUCCCCCUCCUCAUCCUGCUCAGCCUUGUCCUGACCGUGUGCGUCUCCCAGUCCCAGGCCAGCGCGAUGGCCAUCCGGGGGCUCCGGAAGCAACUGGUGUGGCAAGUGCAGGAGAAGUGGCACCUGGUGGAUGACCUGUCGCGGCUGCUGCCGGAGCCGGGCUCCGGCGACUCUCUGGGGCCUGAGUCCUCUCACUCCCGAGGUUCGCGCCCGAGAUCCUUCUGCCCCGGAUUCCCGUGCCCGGGCUCCCCGGGACCCAGGGCCCCCAGGCCGGAGCCCUCCCUUGAGGAUCCCGCCGGGUUGCGCGGUGUCCAGGUCCCCGCCCGUAGAUGCCGCUUCCCCAACGGUUCGGAGCUGUAG
Mesoplodon densirostris (Blainville's beaked whale) is the source of this 2163-nucleotide messenger RNA. RefSeq names its product transmembrane channel like 8 (gene TMC8). Gene Ontology annotation, cellular component: plasma membrane. The record is from RefSeq and is a predicted model, not a curated record. Gene Ontology annotation, molecular function: mechanosensitive monoatomic ion channel activity. Lineage: Eukaryota; Metazoa; Chordata; Mammalia; Artiodactyla; Ziphiidae. The transcript has 15 exons. The coding region runs from base 1 to 2163 and encodes 720 amino acids.